UUUGCGCCACGACUAUUCAAUUGUUGAGUAACGCAGGUGUGUUUAUUUCGUCCCCUUGGGCGGAUUUGGGGAUUUGGAUAUCCCCAGUAUAGUUUUAUUUCUUAUUUUAAUUUUCUUGAUUCAAAAUUUAAACAGUGUAUCGAGUAAUAGUUUGUUGUAUAACUAAGCAUGUAUUGUUAGAUUUUAUGCCAUGAAGAAACAAGAGUGCAACAAAAAUUCUCCGAGCGGAGCUUGUUUUGCUCUUAUUUUUGAACUUGAAUACACCCACGAAUCAUUUGAAAGUUUUGUGGAUGUUAGAAGAACCAACUAUGGAAAAAAAAGGAGCUGGCCGCAGUGCAUCUUCAAAAUCCAACGGGUCUGAUUCGAAAGUAAAACAAGAUACUACGUCAAAAUUUCCUCGUUCUACAAAACAAAAAGAAAGUUCUGGAUUUCGCUAUGAACCUAUUAAAAAGCCUGCCCCACAAAAAAGUCGCACUACAAAUGAUAAGAGACCACGUCCACGUGGUAAUUUCAACAUCAACAAAAACAAUGGAUUGUAUUAUAAUGGUGAAAGGAGUCAGGUAGUAGAAAGUAUUGGUGCUGAAAUAGGUUCUGCACAGAAUCCUGGUUCAAAGAAGAUAAAUUUAAAUCAUCUUUUGAAUUUUACUUUCACUCCACGAGAAAGCGGACUUGGUGGAAACUUGUGGCCCAAAGGAGGGGCACAACGGCAAUCAUCUUUACCUAGAUACAACAAAGAACAGUUCUUACAAGCAAAUUACCAGUUUGUUGUGCAUGAAAAUGGAAAUUAUGCUGUCCAUUCAGUGGAUCCUGAUAUUUUAGUUGACUGGUCUUUGGUGGAAGAAGUGAGGGUUCCGAGCUUUGAAGCUCCUUGUUGUCCUAUCUGCCUGUAUCCUCCCACUGCUGCCAAGAUAACUCGCUGUGGUCACAUAUAUUGCUGGUCUUGCAUACUUCACUACCUGUCUCUUUCUGAUAAAACCUGGCGCAAGUGUCCAAUUUGUUAUGAAGCUGUAUGUAAAGAUAAUUUAAAAAGUGUGGACUUUGCCAAUAAAACCACCAAGAAAGUUGGUGAUGAAAUCAAUCUUUCGCUUAUGGUAAGAGAUAAAGAGUCUGUGUUUGCUGUUCCUGUCACUCAUUGGAGUGGAGUUAUUGAAAAACCUUUCCACAUUGAUGAUGAUGCUGCCAUCACCUGUUUUCAGAAACUUGUGACAGCUUGUCCAAAGCAGGUGAACACAAUUUUAAGUCGAGAAAAAUCUGAAAUGGUGGCUCAAUUGACAGAAGAAAAAGAUACCCCAGAAUCUUGCUUUAUAGAGUUAGCAUUGCAGACCUUGGCUGAAAGAGAGAACAUUUUACACAAACAAGAGUUAGUAGAAGAAGAAACUUUACAACUACUGGCUCAGUUAGGCAUCUCUAAAGCUUCCUCCUCUUAUGCAUCUCAUAAUACAGGGAAUGUGACAGAAUCACCAGCAGAAGAAAGAAGAAUUAACAGGAGAGGAAGUUUUGUAGAUCCCUUUGCUGAUGAUGACGAAACAGAUGAUAUAAAUGCUACUGGACAUGAAGAUGUGGUAGAAAAGUAUGCUAGAAGCUUGGAAGUACAUGAACAAAUUAAAGCCAUAGCAAAAGAUGUUUGUGAUUUUCAGUGUUUUCCUGAAAAUAAGAGAACAGAAACCAAAAAACCUGCAAAAAAACCCUAUUAUUUCUAUCAAGCAUCUGAUGGGCAGAAUAUUUUUCUGCAUGCUCUGAAUGUUCGUAUGUUGAUAAAGGAGUAUGGAAGUCUGGAGAAUUGUCCCACUACAUUGGCUGCUAAGAUAUUGGAACUUGAGGGUUUUUCAAUGGAUGAGGUUGCUAGGAAACGUUUGAGAUACCUUCAACACUUGCCACUUACUUGUGAGUUUCAAGUUGUAGAAGCUGAAUUAAAGCCACCUGUUGUGUCUCAAGAAACAGUGGAGAUGUUUAGAAAUGAAAUAGAAAAACGACAAUGUUUAAGAAAUCAAAGAGCCUGGAAAGAAAAGAAGAGAGAGAGAUACCUAGAAAAAGAAGAAUUGAGGAAGCUAGGAAAAUAUCCUGAUGUCAGAUAUCGUUUGGACAGUUUGCAUCAUUUUCCAACAUGGAUUGGCUCAGAAAAUUUCAACCUAGAAGAUCCAUCUUCAGCAGAUAUUUCUCCUGCUAUGUCCGAAGCAGAUUCUAUUUCUUCCGAGAUGUCGUCAAUGACUAGUUUGCUUUCUCCUGCAACCUGUGAUUCUUCCCAGAGCAUCUGCUCUCAGAACAGCUCUGAAGACGUUGCGGUUCAGAGAACCACAUCUUUUGCUCAGAUGCUGCAGGACAGUAAAUCCAAACCUGAUCAGUGGAGUCAUACGGUGAAACGACCUGGAUCAGAAAAAACUUCUAUUAAUACUAACAUAAAAGAGACAGGUUCUACAGAAGAUAUUGAUGAUGACUUUGUACCUGUUCCACAAUACCAACAGUCUUUCAGUGAUGCCUUCCAAGCUGCUUUAGACAGCAUAAGCCAACAGAGUUCUUUGCAAGUACAAGAACAAUCUGGAAGUAAAAAGAAGAAAAAAAGAAAGAAAACGAUUCUAAUUGCAACUACAAUGAAUCGAGGAAAGUGAUUCCGCACCAGUCAACAACUGUUAGAAAUGUUAUUAACUUGUUUUACUGUUUAUUGUAUCAUCAAACACUGUGUGAGCAAGAUAUAUAGUUUUAAUAAAUUCGUAUUAAUUAUUGAUUGUUUAGUUGUUUAUCAUUUUAAGAAAAUGCUACAGUGUUCCAUUUAGAAAUCAAAGGAUGUUAACCAGGUGUUGUGUAUUAGUGCUGUUAUUGUAAGCUAUGUUGAAAACUCAGUUUAUUCACUAAUUCAGUUAUCUUGUAGUAAAAUGUGGCUUAAAUACAUCCUACUUCUUCAGAUUUAUAAAUAUAGCUUCAACUGUACACAAACACACACAAAACCAAAUAUAUAUAUUAUGGUGCUGCUUAAAAUUGGAACAAUUGCAAAACUUUGCAUGUUAAUAUUUUUUAAUAAAAAUUCACAAGUGAAAUAAUGUGUUACUUCAGAUUUCAUGUAAGUUACAUAACAGCAUCCAAAAUAUGAAUAUUUAGUAAAAUUUCUAGUAGCAAAGUAUCAAGGCAUACAAAACUUGAAUGAAAAUACUUUUAAAAAGUGAUGUUUAUUUGAUUUGAACCUUCAUGUAUGACAAAUAUUGAAAUUUAUGACAUGUAAUUUGACUUUUCCAUGUCAUAAGUUAGUACCUGUGUGAUUGAAAACAUUUCUUAAAAUGAAAUAUUUUAAAUUGUAGUUACAAAAAUUAAUUAUCUUGCAUUAUAAUAAAAUAAUUGUAAAUAUUUGGUUAAAUUUUACAUAAUUAUGCUGGACUGAAAUGUAAUACCAUAUAUUUGAGAUGUAUAAUUAUUUUUGUUAAGGUUAUUUAAUAAAAAUGAGUUUACAAACAAGAUCUGUGUAUUAAAAUCUUUCAAUUUUCAAGAUCAGCAAAUAUGCUGCAUUUCAUAAUGUAAAAUCAGAUGCUUUUGAUGCUGGGGUGUGUUUUUUAAAAUUCCAAUGUCAUUAUAUAGUAAUCAAAACUUUUUUUUUAUUGUACUUUAGCCAUCCUUAUGCUCAGAGCAAUCAGCAUGAUUUAUGUAUAGAAGUGACCUUGUAAUAAAGUGGCAUUAUAGAAAUGGAUA
Molecule: messenger RNA, 3675 nt
Organism: Limulus polyphemus (Atlantic horseshoe crab)
Lineage: Eukaryota; Metazoa; Arthropoda; Merostomata; Xiphosura; Limulidae
Product: RING finger protein 10-like
Exons: 17
Coding region: 291-2606 (771 amino acids)
Biological process (GO): positive regulation of transcription by RNA polymerase II
Molecular function (GO): transcription cis-regulatory region binding
Source: RefSeq, a predicted model, not a curated record